Messenger RNA from Paramacrobiotus metropolitanus, 1314 nucleotides. RefSeq lists its product as uncharacterized. The coding region runs from base 1 to 1314 and encodes 437 amino acids. Gene Ontology annotation, molecular function: UDP-glycosyltransferase activity. The transcript has a single exon. The record is from RefSeq and is a predicted model, not a curated record. Lineage: Eukaryota; Metazoa; Tardigrada; Eutardigrada; Parachela; Macrobiotidae.
AUGGAUCGCAAAAAUUUUCUCGUUAUUAAUGCACCGGCCAUGGGUCACCUGAUCCCGCUACUCGAAUUUGCCCACCGCAUUACCGAACACCACGAUGUCACCGUGACAAUCUCGAAAUCCUUUGUCCCCAAACUGACAGAUCGCAAUAUCCUGAAAUACCAGAGUAAUCCGCAUUUUCAUUUACUGCCGAUUGACGAUGGACUGCCGGAUGAUGUGGCAAAAGUGUCCAACACACCGGGACUGGAAAGAAUCCUGAUUGCUAUGGAACUCAUCCGCCCGGCAGUGGAAACACUGUUACGAGAAAUGCCUGUCCGCAAUGGGGAGGCGCUUCAGAAUGCAGAACUGACCAGAAUCGGCGCGACGAAAAUGCCAGCCGUGGAUGCGGUGAUAUUUGACCAUUUUCUGGUCGGCUUCGUGCCGGAGGCCGGUCACCAGCGCGGCGUGCCGUGCUUCGAAUUCGUUCCGUCUUCGGAAAUUCGCAAUCGCUCACAGAAGACCCACACAGAGCGACCAGACGAAAAGUCAGCCAUCGGCAAAUGGCUGGCGCUGAAACAGCGCGCGGAACCGUUUCUCUUUGGACGCAUCGUAAAUAAUUUCCGGGAAAGUGUUCCACCCCGCGAGGACAAUCUCCCAACAUUUUAUGUGGGACCACUCUUUCCCCUAGAGACGGUCCAGAAGGAAUUCACUCCAGCGGAGCAAAAAGUGCAGACGUUUUUGGAUGAUCAUCCACAGCGGUCGGUUAUUUAUUUUGCAUUCGGGACCGUGGUCCGAGCCGCGCCCGCUCAGAUAGCCGAAAUCCACCACGCACUGACCGCACUGCAGCGGCCGUAUAUUUGGUCACUGGCCGAGCCGCUGCAUCAGUAUUUACCAGCGGACCGGCAGCCGGAUGGCGGCGGCCACUUGAUUCUGCCGUGGGUGCCGCAGAAACUGAUUUUGCAGCAUCCGUCUGUCGCGGUGUUUAUCACGCACGCUGGAUGGAACAGCGCGGUGGAAGGAUUGACCUGCGGUGUCCCCAUGGUGUCGUGGCCGGGAUUCGCUGAUCAGCAUGCCAAUGCCGCGUGGCAGGCCAGCAUCGGCGUGGGCGUGACGGUGCCUGAGACCAAACUCGGACCGGACGCCCGCGUGGUACCGGCGAACGAGAUCCAAGAGUGGAUUAAUAAAGCUGCUGGUUGGGAUUCAACGCAUGGUGUAUCGCCGUUUGCGGACAAGUGUGCUCAAUGGAAAGAAAUUAUCGGGAAAGUGUGGACAACAGGCGGAAGUUCUUUGAAUGAUUUCAACGCAUUCUUAUGCCAUGUAAAUAAAUUAGCCACGUAG